AUGUCCGGCCGUCUGGUCUCGCUGGUCUCGCGCCCGCUGGCGCGCAGCUGUUUCCUACGCGACGUGCGCCAACCCGCCAGGACGCGAUUUCUUUCGACUCUCCCGAACAUCCCUCUCUUCCGUGCCCUGCAGAGCUAUGACCCGGCCAGUCUGGCGAUUAUUCAUAGCGUGACCACGCGGUCCUUCACCUACGGCAAUCUCAUCGCCGACGUCGUCCGUGCCAAGGAGGAUCUUCAACGCAAAGUCGCAAAGUCCGAGGGACAGCUCGCGGGGGAGCGAGUAGCACUUCUCGCAGAGAACAGCUACGAUUACGUAGUGACGCUGCUGGCUAUCUUUGCCAAUGAUGCUGUUGCACUUCCGCUGUCCCCAUCGUUUCCUACUGGGGAGCUGCAAUAUAUUUUGGACAAUUCCCAGGCCAAGGUAUUGCUUUCGACCGAGAAAUAUGCUCAGAAGGCACAAGAGAUUUUACAAGCGGGACUGGAACGUGAGCCUUUACUCGAUAUCAGACCCAAGAUCACAAAGGGCGCAACGGGCAGCGAGGCUGUACAGUUGGAAGACUUGAAGCAGCCGUCGUCCGGGGGCAUGAUGCUAUAUACCUCGGGCACGACAAAUCGACCGAAAGGCGUACUUAUCCCCGAUUCUGCGUUGGCCGCGCAGGCAUCCUCGCUCCUGGAAGCGUGGAAGUACGCGCCGCAGGAUCGACUCCUUCAUCUCCUGCCACUCCACCAUAUUCAUGGGGUGGUGAACGCCAUUGUGACUCCAAUUCUGGCGGGGUCAUCCAUUGAAUUCUUGUAUCCGUUUAACGCGGACCAGGUCUGGAAACGGUUCGCGGCGCCUUUUCUGCCAUCCAAAAAUACCGACGCAACUCCCCCUAAAAUCACAUUCCUCAAUGCCGUGCCCACAAUCUACAGCCGGCUGAUGUCGUCCUUCCCCAAUCUCUCGCCGGAGAUUCAAAACGCCGCCAAACAAGCUAUUUCUCCAGAGAACCUCCGGCUAAACAUCUCUGGAUCCGCGGCACUGCCCACGCCCACCAAGACUGCGUGGCAGCAGCUCAGUAACGGCAACGUACUGCUGGAGCGGUUCGGUAUGACCGAAGUCGGCAUGGCGAUCAGCUGCGGGCUCGACUUUGCAGACCGCGUCGACGGCAGCGUGGGCUGGCCGCUCCCGAACGUCGAGGUGCGGCUAGUCGAUACCGAGACCGGUGCUGUAAUUCCACCGGGUGAGGACACCGACUCGGCCGGCCGUGCCCGCGAGGGCGAGAUCCAGAUCCGUGGGCCUACCGUGUUCCACAAGUAUUGGGCCAACGAAAAGGCCACGCGUGAGGAGUUUGUCGCGAGCGAUGACGGCGGCUCCCGCUGGUUCCGCACGGGGGAUGUGGCCACCCGGCAUCCGGUGGAAGGAGCCGGCAAAGGCACGAGCGGGGCCUGGGCCAAGGGGCCGAUGUAUUUCAUUCGCGGCCGGAAGAGCGUGGAUAUCAUCAAGACGGGCGGCGAGAAAGUGAGCGCGUUGGAGGUGGAGCGCGAAAUGCUGUCUCUCCCUCAAAUCACCGAGGCAGCCGUCGUCGCCCUCCCCUCAGAAAAAUGGGGUCAGAAGGUCGCCGCCAUGGUUGUGCUGCAUCCGGACGCAAAGAGUAGCCGUACCGGCCGGGCCUGGGGUCCGAUGGAUCUGCGGCGCGCUCUGCGGGAUCGACUGGCUUCAUAUAAGAUUCCGCAGGAGAUGAAGGUGUUGGAAGCGAUUCCGAGGAAUGCGAUGGGGAAAGUGAAUAAAAAAGCUCUUAUCAAGGAGGUUUUCGGGUAA
This is a messenger RNA of Penicillium alfredii, 1797 nucleotides long. Its product is annotated as acyl-CoA synthetase. The record is from RefSeq and is a predicted model, not a curated record. Gene Ontology annotation, biological process: fatty acid metabolic process. Bases 1 to 1797 code for a protein of 598 amino acids. The transcript has 5 exons. Gene Ontology annotation, molecular function: medium-chain fatty acid-CoA ligase activity. NCBI's taxonomy places the organism in Eukaryota, Fungi, Ascomycota, Eurotiomycetes, Eurotiales, Aspergillaceae.